UUGUCUGCAUUGUGCUGCAGAGAGCUGACAGAGUAUUCUCAUCACAAAGACAGACUACAGGAGGACAAGAUGUUGCUGUGUGUUGCCGGGGUGGGUCGAGGGGGUCUGGGGUUGCUAGCGGUAAAGAGGGCGUGUAUUCUCGCUCGCUCUGCCCACUCGUCGCCCCAGAACCUUGAGUAUCGACCAAUCAAAAAGGUCAUGGUGGCCAACAGAGGUGAGAUAGCUAUCCGUGUGUUCAGGGCGUGUACUGAGUUGGGGAUUCGGACCGUGGCUGUCUAUUCUGAAGAAGAUAGAGGACAGAUGCACAGACAGAAAGCUGAUGAAGCUUACCUGAUAGGGAAAGGUCUUCCACCUGUUGCUGCCUAUCUGCAUAUACCUGACAUCAUUAAAGUAGCUAAGGAGAAUGGUGUAGAUGCUAUCCACCCAGGUUAUGGAUUUCUAUCUGAGAGAUCAGACUUUGCCCAGGCCUGUGGUGAUGCAGGGGUCCGGUUCAUCGGGCCCUCCCCAGAAACGGUGCGCAAGAUGGGGGACAAAGUGGAAGCUCGCUCCCUGGCUAUCAGCGCUGGUGUACCAGUGGUUCCCGGGACAGAUGCUCCUAUAUGUUCUGUGGAUGAAGCCAGGGUGUUUUCUGAGACCCAUGGGUUCCCAAUCAUCUUUAAAGCUGCGUAUGGAGGAGGAGGACGAGGCAUGAGAGUGGUUAAAGAGUACGAGGAACUGGAGGAGAACUACCACAGGGCCUACUCUGAGGCUCUGACAGCGUUUGGGAACGGAGCUCUGUUUAUAGAGAAGUUCAUCGAGAAACCACGACACAUAGAAGUUCAGAUCCUAGGUGAUAAGUAUGGGAACAUAAUACAUCUCUAUGAGAGAGACUGUUCCAUCCAGAGAAGACAUCAGAAGGUGGUGGAGAUCGCCCCUGCGGCCGAACUGGACCCUCGUCUAAGAGACCGACUGACUUCUGACUCUGUCAAACUGGCCAAACAGGUUGGCUAUGAGAAUGCGGGCACGGUGGAGUUUCUAGUUGAUAAACGUGGGAAACAUUACUUCAUAGAAGUCAACUCCAGACUACAGGUUGAACACACGGUCACUGAGGAGGUUACAGAUGUGGACCUGGUCCAUGCCCAGUUGCGAGUGUGUGAGGGCCGCAGCCUGCCUGAGCUGGGGUUAACGCAGGAGAUGAUCAGGGUGAAUGGUUGCGCCAUCCAGUGUAGAGUCACUACUGAAGACCCAGCCAGAGGCUUCCAACCAGACACAGGACGACUGGAGGUGUUCCGUAGCGGUGAGGGGAUGGGGAUACGUCUAGACUCAGCCUCUGCCUUUCCUGGAGCUGUGAUCUCCCCCCACUAUGAUUCUCUGCUGGUCAAAGUCAUCGCCUCAGGGAAAGACAUGUCCACCGCUGCAGCCAAGAUGCACCGCGCUCUCACUGAGUUCAGAGUCCGGGGGGUCAAGCAAUGA
Molecule: messenger RNA, 1452 nt
Organism: Coregonus clupeaformis (lake whitefish)
Lineage: Eukaryota; Metazoa; Chordata; Actinopteri; Salmoniformes; Salmonidae
Product: pyruvate carboxylase, mitochondrial-like
Exons: 13
Coding region: 70-1452 (460 amino acids)
Biological process (GO): pyruvate metabolic process; gluconeogenesis
Cellular component (GO): cytoplasm
Molecular function (GO): pyruvate carboxylase activity; metal ion binding; ATP binding
Source: RefSeq, a predicted model, not a curated record